This is a messenger RNA of Amphibalanus amphitrite, 2054 nucleotides long. Its product is annotated as thyrotropin-releasing hormone receptor-like. Gene Ontology annotation, cellular component: membrane. Gene Ontology annotation, molecular function: thyrotropin-releasing hormone receptor activity. NCBI's taxonomy places the organism in Eukaryota, Metazoa, Arthropoda, Thecostraca, Balanomorpha, Balanidae. The coding region runs from base 172 to 1563 and encodes 463 amino acids. The transcript has 4 exons. The record is from RefSeq and is a predicted model, not a curated record. Gene Ontology annotation, biological process: G protein-coupled receptor signaling pathway.
AUGCACCAGGGUGCAUUUUCCUUCAUGUUGUCUAAUACAAUUUCACUCUGACCUGACCAUCACGGUACGCUGCGAUAAUUUUUUCUAGUUUUUUUUUUUUACCAAUUUUUCUGUCUUUUAUAGAACCCAGACCUGGCUGGCUGACGUCGCGCUGCCGUGAGGACCCUAGCGAUGGAGGUGGCUCUCCUGCUCCUGGUACUGAGUGGAUCGGUAAAGGCGGGCGACAUCCUCAGCCUCCUGCCGUCCAACUGUGUUGCCGAAAAUUCCGGCCAAGUAGUCCAUCCCUUCGGCAAUGUUCAGCCCUCCGUCAAUGUCAGUGACACAUUCGAAGGCAUGGCAAACAUCACAACCUCCGUUGUCAAUCGCAUCAAGAAUGAAACCCUCGCAGAAGAAGCGUUUUGCACUUGCCUGACUGACAACGGUCUGAAUCUGGAGACUGGCAUUCGACAUCAGCUACGCAGAAGCCGCCACGCUCUGGCAACCGCAUACAACUGCACCAAGCAGUACAGCGACAGGAUGCGUCUGCAGUUGCACUUUCCUCUGUACUACUCCAUGCCCUACCGCGCGGUAGGCGCGAUCUUCCAGGGCACAGUAUUCGUGGUCGGCUUCCUCGGCAACAUCCUCGUGGUGGUGGUGGUGUACAGGUCCCGAGCCAUGCACACCCCCACCAACUGCUACCUUGUCAGCCUGGCAGUGGCGGACAUCACCGUACUCAUCGCCGCAGUACCCAACGAGGUCUUCAUGUACUUCCUGGUAGCGCAAGCCUGGCGCUGGGGCAACGCCGGCUGCGCCAUCCUCGUCUUCUUGCAGAACAUGGGCAUCAACGCGUCCGCGCUGAGCGUGACGGCGUUCACAGUGGAGCGCUUCAUCGCCAUCUGCCUGCCGCUGAAGGCGCGCACCAUCUGCACGGUCAGCCGCGCCAAGCGCAUCAUCCUGGCCGUGUGGGUGUUCGCCUUCCUCUACUGCAUCCCCUGGGUCUUCCUCACCAAGGUCAGCCCCGUCCGCUACAUCGGCGUCAGCGACGUGCAGCAGUGCACCUUCAAGCUGACCCGCCAGGCCUACCUGGGCUACUUCUUUGCCGACAUCGUACUGUUCUACGUGGUGCCUCUGCUGGUGAGCAGCGUGCUCUACACGCGGAUCGCUGUCGUGGUCUUCCGGCCUCCGAUGGUGCUCAAGCAGUCCGAAGGACCUGGCGGAGUGGUGGCGGAGGUGAUCAAGAUGCUGGUGAUGGUGGUGUCUCUGUUCGCGCUGCUCUGGCUGCCCUACCGCAGCAUGCUCGUCUACAACUCCUUCGCCCAGACGGCCGAAGACAAGUACAUGGACCUGUGGUUCCUCAUGUUCGCCAAGACAUGCGUCUACAUCAACAGCGCCAUCAAUCCGAUUCUGUACAACGCCAUGUCGGCCAAGUUUCGUCGAGCGUUUCGUCAGGCGUUCCGUCUAAUCCGGUGUAAGCAGCGUCCUGCAGCCUAUUAUGGUAUGGAGGUGAUCAGCAGUGGUCUGCAACGCUCUGGAGUGACGGUUCGUGGCACUCCGGGCCGGGCGGUACACCGCUCCUACGUGUAACUCGUCGUUUGCGUGUGAGUCGCGCGAUACACCGCUCAUAUGUGUAACCCCUCGUCCGAGUGUGAGCCGAGUGAUACAUCACUCAGCUGCUCUGAGAAUCAUUUAGACAGUCUGAUUGCUGGGAGCGCCGCAGUAAGACCGCGUGUGGGGGACGGGGGUAUUGAAUGGAUCAACUCCUGUCUCCAGGUAACAUCAUACGUGUGAGGAACUACAUAUAUGAAACAAUCACACGAGAGGACAUGACGUAUUACCGUAAGCUACACUGUACUGACCUGUGACAGACUAUAUGACUUGUGAAAUAUGUGUAAGAUUCAAGCUCACUGGAAGAUCUCACCAACGUGUAAAUCAUUGCUACUUUUUUCUAAAAACUUAUGUACAGACAGCUGAAUGUUUAUUUAGGUAGGUACUCGUUAUUGGAGCAUUUAUAUAUGUUUUGUGUUUUUACAAUAUCAGCAGAAAAAAAAAGACAAAAAUAACGUUCCUUGGGGAUU